Penaeus indicus is the source of this 3313-nucleotide messenger RNA. RefSeq lists its product as uncharacterized. Gene Ontology annotation, molecular function: ATP hydrolysis activity; ABC-type transporter activity; ATP binding. Gene Ontology annotation, biological process: transmembrane transport. NCBI's taxonomy places the organism in Eukaryota, Metazoa, Arthropoda, Malacostraca, Decapoda, Penaeidae. Gene Ontology annotation, cellular component: membrane. The record is from RefSeq and is a predicted model, not a curated record. The transcript has 15 exons.
GAGGGGAAGAAGAUACGAUGGAACAGGCGAGGGGCGGGGCUUAGCCUUGGGGGCGGAGUCAUGUCCACGUGGUGGCCGGGAAACAGGGAGGGUCGUCUGGUCUGGCCGGGUGGGUGCGAGAGACUGUUUCAGUGAGUGUGGAGACUCAGAGGAGAUUCCAUGUGCCUUGACAACGGCUCCUGAGUGUGGCUCGCUCUGAGGCCGUAGAGAGAAAAUAUCAGUUAGCGAAAUAAGAGUGAUAUAGCAGCAGAAAAGAAAGAGAGAAAGAAAGAAAAACGAAAAUUCAUUUGUUUGACAGUAUUACAAAUGUGAAUUGUGUUGCAAGUUGAAUAUCUAGUGACAGCUUGCUUUGUUGUGUAAAGUUGAAAAGUAACUUUACCAAAACCAAAUAAAAAGAAUCAAUCAACUGCGUUUGGAAUCUGAGGAAGCCACACGCCGUAAGGAACCCUCCAUCUCGCAGAAGAUAACACUGCCAUGUGACCCGACCUUCUGCGUCAUUAGGAGGUCUUUUAGGUCAGUAAGGAGGCGUUGACCUACAAAAGACACCGAAGGGAUCGAGGAACACGUCGCCAAGACCCUUUUUUUAACUUCACCCUUCAGUUCCUCUGACUAAUCUCACCUGAACUUGAACUUGUAAUACGAACUGAUAAAGCGCAUUGUUAUCUCUGUGAUUUAAGAAGGAAAGAUUGCACACAAAGGCGUGACGUCAGCAGGAACAAUAUGGCCUCUUGACCUUAGUAGGACCUAGCGCCUUUCCUCCGGAUCACGAAGGAAAGUUACUCUCCCUCCAAGCCAGAGAAAACAACAACAGCUCCUCCUCCUCUCGAGAUGGACUCCAUCUGGUCCACUCGGCGUUACGUGCCCGUCACCGUCGACAUCGACCUCCUGGCAGUGAAGGGCAAGAAGAUCCUCAAGUCCGUGAAGACCAAGAGGGGAAGGCCCCAGCAGAACCCCAGCCUCCAGCAGUGCCUGCAGAAGCACCCUCAGUUGCACGUACAGGUGGACCCCAUGGAGGGCCAGCCGCUGAAGCACCAUUGCAUCGACCAAAACCCCGUCGUUGUGCCUAUAUCGGCGGGCAUGCCUCGCCGACGCCCUCUGCAGGUGGAGUUCAACGACGUGAGCCUCAGCAUAGGCGAGACGCCGAUCCUCAGCCGCCUAACAGGGAGCUGCCGGCCGGGGGAGGUCCUGGCAAUCAUGGGGCCCUCAGGCUCUGGCAAGUCCUCCCUCCUGAACACCAUCAGUGGGCGUCUAAAGCCGACCAGCGGAACCAUCUCCAUAGGCGGGGAACGCCUGAGCAAGCGCCACAAACGGCAUAUUUGCUACGUGCUUCAAGAAGAUGUGUUCUUCACUGACCUCACACUAAAACAAACGCUUAUGGUAAAUUGACAUGAGUUGUCAUUUUCUGCGAACAGCAUUCUUGAAUUAUUACAACUUAAACGCUGUCAAAAUACAAUUAUUGGCAACAUGGUAAAGAGAGGUCUUUCUGGUGGAGAAAAGAAGCGAGCAAACAUUGCCUGCGAACUCCUUACCAAUCCUUCCAUUAUGCUUCUGGAUGAACCUACUUCUGGCCUAGAUUCCAGCACAGCCUAUAGUCUAAUUACAACACUCAAACAGUUUGCUGAGAAAGAGAACAGGACAAUUAUUUUGACUCUUCAUCAACCCUCUUCACAAAUCUUUUACAUGCUUGACAGCUUACUCCUCCUCUGCAAUGGACAGAAUGCAUACUUUGGGGACAUAAGAAAAGUUGUUGAUCAUUUUUCAAGAAUAGGAUUACCAAUUACUCCACACUACAACCCAGCAGACUUCAUAUUGGAAGUUGUGAAAGGUUCACCAGAAGUACAAGAAAGAGUAAUUCAGGGUGCCAAUUGUCCUGAACGAGGAACUACCUUCAACUUGUCACAAAACAUUACUAUUCAAACCUCUCCUUCCAUCCACUCACUCUACAGCAAAUACUUAUCAUUACAAGAUGGUCAUACAACUACAGGUAUAGAAGGGGAGGAAUGUCCCUGGGAUGAGGACUGCAACUGCCAAGACCAGGGAUACCAUGCAAAGUGUCCAGCAGAUGUUUCUGUUACCAUUACUGGAAACAAGAAAGAGACACCAGUCUUUACUAAAAUGGGUGAGGAAGAGGAUAGUGGGAGAUCUUCGUGGUCAGAGGAGACAGAGAGUGAAGCCUCAGCGUCUAGUUCAUUAAGUGAGGAAUAUGUAGACAGGCAGUGGCCAACUUCCUUCCUCACACAGUUCAAAGUACUUACUCAAAGGAACUUCUGCGUGGCUCGUCCAUUCAUCCUCUCCCGACUGCACUGGAUCCAAACACUAAUACUGGCAGUAGCAGCUGGACUCUUGUGGUUCCAAAUUGAACGCAAAGAAGAAAAUAUGCAUGAUAUCCAAGGCUGGAUGUUCUUCUCCACGACCUAUUGGAUGUUGUUCAUGCUUUUUACUGCUCUCCAUUCUUUCCCAAGUGAGAGAGAAGUGAUAAUGAAGGAACGAGCAAGUGGAUCGUACCGGGUUAGUGCAUAUUACCUUGCCAAGAUGGUGGGGGAGUUACCACUAACGCUCACACUGCCCACGCUCUACAUGCUCAUAUCCUAUCCCAUGAUGAGAGGAAUACAAGUCUUAACAUUCGUCAAGCAGCUCUUUGUGCUCCUUCUCAAUACUUUAGUUGCUCAGAGCAUGGGUCUCCUCAUAGGAGCCAUAUGUAUGGAUUUACAAGUAGCCAUCACAGUGUCUGCGUUAUUUACCCUCUUCUCGCAGUUAUUUGGGGGUUACUUAUCUAACACGAUUCCUGACUGGCUCGUCUGGGCUAAAUACCUUUCGAUGGUUCACUAUGCCUUCCAAAACAUGAAUAUUAUAGAAUUUACAGACGGAGAUGAACUCAGUUGCUCGCAAAACAACACAAAAUUCGACAGCUGCAAAGUUGGCAACAAUACGAGAGUUAGCCUGUCGGACAUUCAAAAGGAAACCGGAGAGAGUCUAUGGCUUAACACCACAAUCCUCAUUUUGUUCAUGUUAAUAGUAAGACUACUCACGUAUCUCAUGCUCAGAUUCCUCCACCGUCCAAAAUAGUGUGAAGAAGGAAUAGGAAAAUCACGUUCAGUUAUGCAUUGUGUUGAAAAUGUGUUCAUAUCAUACGAAAUAUGAAUUUGGAACAAAAAAAAAGAAAAGAAGAAGGUGUAAAUUACUUCCAAGACAUUUUCUUUAUCGUUCUGAACUGAUGCAACAAAAAAGGGAAAAAAAAGAAAAGAAAAGGAAACAUACAUAUACAGUCAAUGAUUUCUAUACUCCCCCUGAAAAGCUAUAAUACAGAUUAAAA